GAAAAACAUUCGGUGCCAGACGCGGAUGAACUGGAUCGUCUGCGUGCAGAUCGAGAUAGUUUGCUCUCCCUUUUAGACAAAUUUGAGCGUCAGUUGGUUGAGAUCCAAAGCAAUGUACGCGUGCUGACCGAAGAGCGGAACCUAUUGAAUGAUCAACUGAAUCAGGUAAUCAAUUCACCUCGUUUCGCGGAAAACGUGACGGAACGUGCUCAUUGGCUUUCUAAUUUGCAGUGCAUACCCACAGUGUUACUAACCCGGUAA
This is a messenger RNA of Echinostoma caproni, 261 nucleotides long. The record is from the annotation of a GenBank genome assembly. NCBI's taxonomy places the organism in Eukaryota, Metazoa, Platyhelminthes, Trematoda, Plagiorchiida, Echinostomatidae.